AGUUUCAGAUAAAAGGAAAUGGCGGCUGAAGUAGAUAAAGAAGGGACCUGUAUUGAUGUCAGUUGUGGAGUUGAAGUUGGCAAGCUUAAGAUCAAUAAGUUCAGUUCAGGUGGAACUAGCCGCUGUAUAGAACACUCGAUGGUUCCUGGUUUUUUGCUCAAUCCUAUAGAAUUCGCAGCUUUAGGUGGGAAGAGCCAGAGUUGGAAGAUCGCUAUUAAGCACAACGGAAAGCAGCAUCUGUCCCAACUGUUAGAGAAACGUCAGCUCGUCAGCUGUCCAAGAAAAUGCGCGUGUGAAAAUUGCGAAUUUUCUCGAGAUAAUCCAACGAACCUAGAAUAUGUUUUUAAAUGUGUUUAUGGAAAACAAGGUGCUGCAAAUCUGAAAUCUCAAAAAGCAUCUAAGGUUGAGCCUCCACUGAUAGACCUGGAGGACGGACUAACUGACGAGUUCUUGACGUCUCCUGACCUCCAGGAGGAGACCGAGGCCAACCAGCCUAGCCAGGGAGUGGAUAAAAGUUCUGAAAAAUCGGGGAAAAGUGUGGAAAGCUGGAAGAAAAAGAAAGAGAAGAUGAAAGAUGUGAAGGUUACAAGGAAGAAGAAGAGUAUAGAGCCGGUGGUUAAGAAGGAGAAGUUAGAAUCAUCCUUGUCUAUGUCUCCGUCAAGAUCUAAACCAGGCAGGGGAACGGGAGGACAGCUAAGCGGAACCCCGGAAUCAAAACGAAAGCAGCGUGAUAUUCGCAGCUUCUUCUCUGCAGGAGCUACUGAUUCUUCAACAGGAGCUGCUGUAUCCGAAGCAGCUGUUACGAAGAAGAGUCCUGUAAAGCUGAGGUUUGAGGGUGGAGCAGCAGCUAGGAUAAAUAGUACUGAUGAGCUUCUCAAGAAGGAUCUGGCAGGGAUGAAGGUUAUUAAUUCUGAGGACGCCUCACUGUAUUUAAAAGACGAGUUUGAGAAAUCUGCAGAUGAUAUAUCGAUAGUUGAAGAAAUCGUUAAUGAACAGAUAAAAGAGAAGACUGUUAAUCCGCGAAAGAGGAGAAAAGAUAUAUCUGAAGUUACUGUGGUACCACAAGCCAAACUGAAGAAAGGGGACAGCUCUCCAAAAACCCUGACACCUGAAGAACCUAAACUAAAACCUUCCCGGGAAAGAAAGCGAUCUAAAGAAAGUUCCCCUAAACAAGAAUCUCCAGUGGAGGAGAAGAAAGGAGUAAAGAGGAAAAGAACGCCUAUAAAUGACGAGGAAACCACGGUUAAAGUUGUAAAAGUCAAGGCUAAAAGUGAAAGUGACAAGCCGAAGAAAAACUCUCCGGUCGCAAGCAAAGAAAGUCCCAAGUCCAAACCUAUUGAAGUUAAAAAAGAGACUGUGAGUCCUAAAUCUUCCCGACCUAGGACUAUCACUCCUAAACCAGAAAUAGUGUCGCCGCAAAAAAUCUCUGUAAAGCCUUUAAGCGCCCUCAGGUCUCCCUCGAAAAUGCCCGAAAUAACAGAAAGCUCUGCCAAGUCUAUCAUAUCUCCUAUAAAAGAUGUGAACAGCACGGUGAGAAUUAUCCAUAGUCCUGCUAAACCUGUUGAGCUGACUAACGGACACGCCUCCCCCACUAACCUGGUGGUAACGCCCUCCUCCAGGACAAGGAAAAUCAGGAAGGAGGAGUUUGUCCUGUUUCCCGGAUAUAGGGGACGGGAGGAAUCCCAGGACGGAGAGAGGACGUCUCCUUCAAAGCCUCCUUACACGGCAAUGAUAAGACAAGCGCUUCUAGAGAUGAACCGUGUUGGCGGAGAGGGGUGUACAAAGCUAGAAAUACUUCUCUUCGUUCUCCGCAAAUACAAACCCAAGGAGAAUAUUACUCAUGUUACAAACAAACUACUAGAAGUUCUAGAACUUGGAAUCAAAAAAGGUUUGCUGUUAUCCUCAGCUAGCUGUACACCUCGGAAAAGGAAAGACCUUGAACCCAACCCUGAACCUCCCUCUCCAGACAAACCAACCCACGCCAAACCGUCCACAACCAAACCGGAACCAGUGCGUUCCAAAUCUAAACCAACGUCUAUUAAACCCAACCCUGCCAAAUCCAAGAAGGUGUUGAACUCCAAAUCUGAAAAGAAACCUGUAACUGUAAAGAAGGAACCUGGAACGAAAGAACAGGAGCGUAAACGGAUUGGAGUGACACCAAAGAGACUUCUUGAGCCUUUGGCAACUAUCUGCAAAGCUAAGAAGAUGAGCAGGAAUGAUGCUCUCAAGAAAACCUGGCUUUAUAUACACGAGAAGAAACUUCAUGAUCCUAGUGAUAAAACCAGAAUUAUCUGUGAUGCCAAGCUAAGACAGAUGACCAAGUGUAAGGCCAUUACCUCCAAAGCUCUUCUAGGAUUCAUCAAAUUCUUUAUGGAACCUCUCUAGGGAACUUUAUUGAACCUCUCGAGGAAACUUUAUGGAACCUCUCGAGAACUUCAUGGAACAUCUCUAGGGAACUCAAUGGAACCUCUCCAGGGAAAUUUAUGGAACCUCUCUAGGGAACUUUAUUGAACCUCUCGAGGAAACUUUAUGGAACCUCUCGAGAACUUCAUGGAACAUCUCUAGGGAACUCAAUGGAACCUCUCCAGGGAAAUUUAUGGAACCGCUCAAGGAAACUUUAUGGAACCUCUCUAGGGAACAUUAUGGAACCUCACUAGGGAACUUUAUGGAACCAUUCUAGGAAACUUUAUUCUCUAGGGAACUCUAUAGAACCUCUCUAAGAGUCUAAGGAACUUAUGGAACCUAUCUAGGAAACCAUAUAGAACCUCACUAUGGAACAUUAUGGAACCUUUCCAGCUUAUUUUUGGGAACCUCUACAGAAUAUUUGUUCAAACUAUUUAUAAAAAAUAUCGUAACCACUUUAUGGAACUUUAUGAUACCUUUCUGUUCAACUUAAUGAAAUGUCUACACUAGUUUUAAGAAACUUUUUAUGGAACUAUUUUAUAACAUAUUACCAUUACUUAGCAGUUAAUGGGCUCAUUUUAUGGAAAUCUUUGAAACCUUUUUAUAAAAGAUGUAAAUUAUGAUCUGCUAGAAGGAAGGAAGUCACCAGCUUAUAAAAAAUUAAAAAGACUGUUCAAUAGAACUGUU
Molecule: messenger RNA, 3090 nt
Organism: Eurytemora carolleeae
Lineage: Eukaryota; Metazoa; Arthropoda; Copepoda; Calanoida; Temoridae
Product: nascent polypeptide-associated complex subunit alpha, muscle-specific form-like
Exons: 15
Coding region: 19-2385 (788 amino acids)
Molecular function (GO): DNA binding
Source: RefSeq, a predicted model, not a curated record